GAGGGGAAUGCAGAGAUUCGGCGAUCAUUGAGCCGCUGCAUUGAUCGCCCCCCGUAGUCGGUGCUAUGAGCCCCCCCGGAGACCUCUCAUCGUGUGUCCGGUGAUGGUGCAGAAAUCCCGCAAUGGGGGGGUGUACCCUGGCCCCCCCGGGGAGAAGAAGGUGGGUUUCGUGGGGCUGGACCCGGGGGGGCCCCCGGAAUGUAGCCGGGACGGGGCUCUGCUCAUCGACGGCUCCGAUCACACCGGCAAGAGGAGCGGCAUCCUCAGCAGCAAACCCCGAUCUACCGUCCAUGGCACCGGGAAACCCCCCAAGAGGAACGCCUUCUACCGCAAACUGCAGAAUUUCCUCUACAAUGUGCUGGAGAGACCCCGGGGGUGGACCUUCAUCUACCAUGCCUAUGUGUUCCUGCUGGUCUUCUCCUGUCUGGUCCUCUCUGUGUUCUCCACCAUUAAAGAGUAUGAAGAAAAAUCAGAAGGCGCACUUUAUAUUCUGGAAAUCGUCACCAUUGUGGUCUUUGGCGUGGAGUACUUUGUGCGGAUCUGGGCCGCCGGCUGCUGCUGCCGCUACCGGGGAUGGAGGGGGAGGUUGAAAUUUGCCCGCAAACCAUUCUGCGUUAUCGAUAUCUUGGUGUUGAUCGCCUCCAUAGCGGUCCUGUCGGCGGGAUCCCAGGGGAAUGUGUUUGCCACCUCCGCCCUGAGGAGUCUUCGGUUUCUACAGAUCCUGCGUAUGAUUCGGAUGGACCGGAGAGGAGGGACGUGGAAACUGCUGGGGUCUGUAGUGUAUGCGCACAGCAAGGAACUGAUAACAGCCUGGUACAUUGGCUUCCUCUGCCUCAUCCUGGCAUCUUUCCUGGUCUACCUGGCAGAGAAGGAGGAGAACAGCGACAUGUUUGACACCUACGCAGACGCCCUGUGGUGGGGCCUGAUCACAUUGACCACCAUUGGCUAUGGCGAUAAGUAUCCAACGACCUGGAAUGGCCGGCUUCUUGCAGCCACCUUCACGCUGAUCGGAGUCUCGUUUUUCGCGCUGCCGGCUGGCAUCCUGGGAUCUGGCUUUGCUUUGAAAGUCCAAGAGCAGCACCGACAGAAGCACUUUGAGAAAAGGCGGAACCCGGCAGCCGGCCUGAUUCAGGCCUCGUGGAGAUUUUACGCCACCAAUCUGUCGCGCAUGGACCUGCACUCUACCUGGCACUACUAUGAGCGCACCGUGGCGGUGCCCAUGUACAGCUCUCAAACGUACGGUGCGUCCAGGUUGAUCCCACCACUGAACCAGCUGGAUCUUCUUCGGAACCUGAAGAGCAAAUCUGGACUAACAUUCAGGAAGGAGCCACAGACCGAGCCUCCUCCCAGCAACAGUCAAAAAGUCAGCUUGAAGGAGCGGGUCUUCUCUAGCCCCAGAGGCGUGGCCACAAAAGGCAAAGGCUCCCCGCAGUCUCAAGGUGUACGCAGAUCCCCCAGCGCUGACCAAAGCAUGGAGGAAAGUCCUGGUAAGGUGCCCAAGAGCUGGAGCUUUGGAGACCGGGGGAGGACGCGCCAGGCCUUCCGCAUCAAGGGAUCGGCGUCACGACAGAAUUCUGAAGAAGCCAGUCUCCCAGGAGAGGAGAUUCCUGAAGAUAACAGAAGCUGUAAUUGUGAGUUCCUGUCUGAAGAGUGGACCCCUGGUCUAAAGGCAUCCAUUCGAGCUGUUUGCGUCAUGAGGUUCCUGGUGUCCAAACGGAAAUUUAAGGAGAGUCUACGACCUUACGAUGUCAUGGAUGUGAUAGAACAGUACUCAGCUGGACAUCUGGACAUGCUCGCCCGUAUCAAAAAUCUCCAGUCCAGGAUAGAUUUGAUUGUGGGUGCCCCACCCCCUUCUACACCCCGGCACAAGAAGUACCCUACCAAAGGAUCAGUGCUAUCUACCAAAGAAUCUCCCCAGUAUUCUCCUAGAGUGGACCAGAUUGUUGGAAGAGGAGGUUCAAUCACGGAAAAGGACAGAACCAAGGGUGGAACCGAGUCAGAGAUCCCUGAGGACCCUAGCAUGAUGGGCCGUUUGGGCAAAGUGGAGAAGCAGGUGCUUUCCAUGGAAAAGAAGUUGGAUUUUCUGGUAAACAUCUACAUGCAGAGGAUGGGGAUUCACCCUUCAGAGACGGAGGCUUACUUUGGAGCCAAGGACCGUGAGCCAGCACCUCCAUAUCAUAGCCCAGAAGACAGCAGGGAUCCUGGAGAAAAAAACAGCUGUAUCACCAAGAUUAUCCGCUCCACAAGCUCAGUGGGCCAAAAAAACUUUAGUGCUCCACCUGCCCAGGGAAGUUCUACCCCCUACUGCCCACCAUCCACCUCAUGGCAGCAACAACAGCCAUAUCACCGGCACAGUCAUGGUUCAUCUCCAGUUGGCGAUCCAAAUUCUAUGGUGAGGAUUCCUCCUCCUCCAUCUCAUGAGCGUUCACUUUCUGCUUAUGGAGGGAGUAGACUGGGAGCUGGUGAAGAAGCAUCUGCCAAACAACGAGAGAGAGACAAUGCAGCCCUGAGAGAUAGUGAUACCUCUAUAUCUAUUCCAUCUGUGGACCAUGAAGAAUUGGAGCGUUCUUUUAGCGGUUUCAGCAUCUCCCAGUCCAAGGAGAACCUGGAGGUUUUGAACAAUGGGGCAGUGGCGGGUCCUGGCCCCGUCGGCAAAGUCCGUCCUUACAUUGCUGAGGGGGAGUCCGACACAGACUCUGACCUAUGUACCCCUUGUGGCCCGCCUCCUAGGUCAGCCACUGGGGAAGGACCUUAUGGUGAGAUGGGAUGGCCAUCCGGGAAAUAGACUAAUGCCUGCAAUUCUUCUGAACUUCUGUAGAUACUGACAACAACCCGCUAAUGUACUGUGCCCAAAACAAGGGCCUCCUCCUCGACUUCCUCUUCCAAAGGUGCAACCACAUCCAUGAUCACUUAUCUUCCUUCUCUGUAUAAUGGUGUUUCCAAACCUCACACAGUCUUUCUUCAUAUAGCUCUCACAAAUUUUGCAUUUAUUGAAACGCAAUUCAUAAGCAAUUUUGUAAUGUCAAGGGUUGCAGGUAGCAGAGAUUCAUGAAACUUUUUGGUUUCUUGCUGUCUUCCUUAGACCUCCCUGAAUGUCGAAGGUUGAGUUGUCCUAUAGCAGUUGACUUCAGCGUGCAGCUCGGAGGCUUAUUUCCUUAUAUGGAAAUAGGCAGCUCCGAAGAAGUGGCUUCAGAUACUCAGUAAAGGGAACACAAGAGAUGGAAGGCUAGAGGAACACUAAAGAACACCAGAGAUGGAAGAUGUAGUCCACCAGCAUCCACUUUGGCUGCUGGUACUACACCCUUAUCAGACAUCUUUUCUAAAUGUAAAUAGUUAUUUGUAGUGGAAUACCAGAGAAGAAAGAGAGAAAAUCAAUAGUCUUUUUUGGUUAUUUGAGAUUUGGUAAAACCUGAAACCCUCAUUUAAUAUCAUGGACUCUUGUUUAUAUGUACAGAAAAAUUGAAACCUCCAUGCUCCCUAAGUGAGCUAACUUUUUAAAACGUUUCUUUUUGUAUAGAAUUUUCUUUGGUUAGCAUAAGGGAGAACAUUGAAACUCCAGAGACCUAAGAAUGCAGAUUUUUUUUUCAAAAGGUUUCUUUGUAUAGAAUUUUCUCUAGUUAGCGUAAAGGAGAACAUUCAAGCUCCAGAGACCUAAGAAUGCUUCGUAAUCCUUUUUCUCUUUUUACCAAAUAAAGUCUUUUAAAAGCUACCAAACAAA
Rana temporaria (common frog) is the source of this 3718-nucleotide messenger RNA. It is a transcript of the gene KCNQ2, whose product is annotated as potassium voltage-gated channel subfamily Q member 2. The transcript has 17 exons. NCBI's taxonomy places the organism in Eukaryota, Metazoa, Chordata, Amphibia, Anura, Ranidae. Gene Ontology annotation, cellular component: membrane. The coding region runs from base 104 to 2785 and encodes 893 amino acids. Gene Ontology annotation, biological process: potassium ion transport; transmembrane transport. Gene Ontology annotation, molecular function: voltage-gated potassium channel activity. The record is from RefSeq and is a predicted model, not a curated record.